Messenger RNA from Glycine soja, 2328 nucleotides. RefSeq lists its product as uncharacterized. The record is from RefSeq and is a predicted model, not a curated record. The coding region runs from base 1221 to 1571 and encodes 116 amino acids. The transcript is spliced from 2 exons. NCBI's taxonomy places the organism in Eukaryota, Viridiplantae, Streptophyta, Magnoliopsida, Fabales, Fabaceae.
CGGCUAGGAAAGAAAACGCAAGACCUCGCUGUGUGUUUUGCUUCCCCUUUCGCUAGGAACACAAUUCCAUAGACACAAAAUCAUUUGGUCUUAGCAAAUUAACCCUAAGCCUUUCCAGGCACAGGGGGUGCCCACUGCCCAGAAAGAGGAAGGGUUCCGUUUUUCUCAAAAGGAUUCCUUUCCUUCUUUCUUCGUCAUUUAUUUAUAUAUAUUAUUCAUUUAACUGGGCCAAAUUAAUAUUAGUAUUCCUUCCAAAUUAACCACGAGGAAGUUGUGUCCUAAUUUUGACAAGGAAGAUGGGUUGGAUACGGUCCUUGAGGUGCCAAUUCCUGAGGAAAUGCUGAUCAGCAUGGGCACCAAUGGGUUCAAUAGUUGGCAGAACCUGCGAACUCUCAUGAAUGCUCAAUUUGUUGAUAAGUCUUCCGGUCUCUCAACACCAUCAAACAAUGAAUUCAUGGUGUUGCUUAAGCUUGUGGGUGCUCCCCUUAUUCCUCUUCAGGUUCCAUCAGACCAUACUUUGACUCGCCCCCUCAAAGAUUGUUCCAUUGUAAGCCUUACCAAUCAUCUAUAUAUUAAUUUCUCUUUGAAUUUAAGUUGAAUAAUUCUUCUUUGAAUUAAACAAGAAUAUAAGAGGGGCGAGUCUCAUAAAAAAUUACAAAAAUCCUCUUCUAUAUUAUUUCCAUCCUUCAUAACAAACACAACCUUAUAACAUAUAAAUCUAUAACGGUGAUGAAUAACUCAUAUAAACUACAUCACGCAAUUAUAGUUUGUGUCUUGGUUAAUUCUCUAUACAUAUGAACCUUGAGUAUGUAAGUAUGUUUUUAAUGUAAAAACAUUUAGGUAAUUUUUAUAAGAGUGAUGUUACAUUGUGUUAUGAGAAAUGUAUCACGAAGUUCUGUACCGAACAUAUUACUUUUUUUAUUAGUUAAAAGUUAAAUAAAUAAAUAAAAUUAGAAAGAGAGUUUUUAACAUAAAUUAUGGGUUACCGUUCAUUUACCGUUUGAUAAAUUUCCUCAAGUGAAAACUAACAAUAUAGAGAGGGUGUUAGAAUUGUGAAUUACCUGCUUUGUUGUUGUUCUUUCCUGAAUUAGUUAACAAUAGUUUCAUUAAUUAAAUAAAAUGGGGAGGCAUGCCGAGAGAUUCUACUGCAAAGUACAUAGUUCAGCAGUACGUGGCGGCGACGGGAGGAGUAGCUGCAUUGAAUUCACUGGAAAGCAUGUAUGCAAUGGGAUGAGAAUAUACUUCAAGGUGAUGAAUACGAUGAUAGCGUUCAAUCAAGAGGCAAAACUGAAGUUGGAGGCUUUGUGUUAUGGCAGAAGAACCCUGAUCUAUGGUGCUUGGAAUUGGUUGUUUCCGGUUUCAAGGUCGGUGCUGGCAUUAACGGUAAGCUAGCUUGGAACCACUCUUCUUCUCAACCUUUUCAUGCUAACAAAGGCCCUUCUAGACCCCUUCGCCGCUUCUUUCAGGGACUGGACUCAAGUUACAAACGUCUUCAAGCACAGAGCACGUCUAAUACAGAAAUUGUAAUGCACACAAUAUUGGGCUACUUCGGCCAACGCACGGGCUACUAGUCAAAUUUGAGGACACCAAGUUGGUGAAAAUGAAGGCCUUUAAAGGAAAAGGGUCAGUGUUUUGGGAAACAAGCAUCGAGUCCAUGAUUGAUGAUUAUAGAUACAUAGACGGCAUUAACAUAGCGCACGGUGGGAGGACAAUUGCCACGCUUUAUAGGUACGGUGUGGCGCAUAAUCACAAACAUAUGAUUGAGGAAACAUGGACGAUUGAAGAGGUUGAUUUUAACAUUGUUGGGUUAUCUAUGGAUUGCUUUCUGCCUCCCUCCGGUGGAGAGCGAGAGCACGAAGGUGCAGAGCAAGCAUGGGAUAGGAUUUUGCUUCGGUUUUCCUUGUUUUGCUCCCCUCAGCCAUAGGAAGUGUGAAUACAGCAUAGACAUGAAUGGUUUAGCAUCCGUGAUGCGCAAACACUCCAAUGCUUAAGUCAGUAUGCAAUAUGCAUAAGAGGAGAAUGAACAAGAAUGAGAGUAGAAAAAUAGGAUUCAUACAGGAGGUGCCUAUUUAUAUACUUGAGUUUGGGCGGAAAAAUUAAUUAGGCAACUAAGGUGACCCAUGUCGCACAUCAUGUCAGUGCACCAUAGUUUUCGAUUUACCAGUCUAGCUGAAAUAGAUAAUAUGGGAGAUCCCGUUCUAGAUUUAACCAAGAUACUAUUCCAAAACAGGUUGAUUCAAAAUUUUUGUUUUGAAAUAACUAAAUAACCUGUCAAUUGGAAUUUAGAAAUUGUAAUUUGAUUACUGAGUUGAGGAUUUCAAUUGAAUC